Messenger RNA from Lichtheimia ornata, 8712 nucleotides. RefSeq lists its product as uncharacterized. Gene Ontology annotation, molecular function: actin lateral binding; microtubule binding. The record is from RefSeq and is a predicted model, not a curated record. NCBI's taxonomy places the organism in Eukaryota, Fungi, Mucoromycota, Mucoromycetes, Mucorales, Lichtheimiaceae. Gene Ontology annotation, biological process: actin filament bundle assembly; actin cytoskeleton organization. Gene Ontology annotation, cellular component: plasma membrane; actin filament bundle; actomyosin contractile ring. Bases 1 to 8712 code for a protein of 2903 amino acids. The transcript is spliced from 4 exons.
AUGACCCCGUCGCCAUCCAGAGGUCUUGUAAAGUCAUCCAAUUCGCAUCGGUCCCUGGUGUUUCAUUCUGAAGAAUGGACUGCGCGCAAUCUCAGUUCCGACUAUCAAGAGAUUCAAAUACGUACCUUGACAGCUUGGGUGAAUGCGCAACUAGGAGAGCAGGCUAUUGUUGAUAUGCGCAAGGAUUUGCAAGAUGGGAGGCACUUGUUACAGUUACUAGCGACUGUGGAGGAUGAUGACGAUGACGCGCCAAAACCAGAGAAAGGACGAAUGCGUAUCCAUCAAUUAUCCAAUGUUGCACAGGCCUUGAGCAUUUUAUCGAAACGGCAUGAUGAUGUACCUGAUAUCGGCAAUGAAGCUAUCGUCAAUGGCGACUUGAAGAGGACCCUUGCAUUGCUGUUCUAUAUUAUGACAAAGUAUCAAUUUCAACCCAUUCUAGACGAUCCAUCUCUCAAGCAUGACCCAACAACAACAACAACCGACCCAUUAUUAGAUCAUCACCAUAUCAAGCCAUCACCGUCAUCAUCCAGCAUGUCACUCCAUAUCAAACAUCACCAACAACAGCAUCUUUUACCCUCUACAUUGAAACCAUCUCGUAGUAGCAACAGUAUUCAUCACACAAUGGCGUCUUCAUCGGCAUUGACAGAGGCUAAAGCAGCUCUUUUACGAUGGGUUCGGAUUCAGCUUGAUGAUUAUACACCACACAUCUUGGGAACGAUACAGGACUUUAGUCGAUCAUGGCGUUCGGGUCUUGCAUUUUGUCUCUUGAUUCAUUGUCACGAUCCUGAUCUUGUCCCAACCUUGUUUGAUACCUAUUUGCAUACCACCAUCGCGCUAUCACAUGAAUUUACAAAGGAACAAUGGCAUGAAAUGCUGUCAUUGGCAUUUGAUACAGCAGCACAACAAAUGCAUGUGCCUCGAUAUCUGGAACCAGAGGAUUUGACAGAGGUGGAUUAUCCGCAUGAACCUAGUGUGAUGAUGUACGUCACCGAGUAUUAUCGUAUCAUGUCAGCUGCACAAUCCAAUGAAUCAGAAAAUCAAAAGGCGCUUCGCGUUGCCAAGCGACGUGCAUGUAUCCAUCAACUACUCGAAUCUAUGCAAAUACCAACAACAACAACAUCAACUUCAUCAUCAUCGCUAUCACAUCAAGAGGAAAAUCACCAUGAUGACGUUGCUAUGGAAGAGGACAAAGACACAUUGAUUGAGGAGUAUAAACAAAAAAUCGACACGAUUCAACAGGAUGCACACAUCUCCCCAGCAAAAACACUUCAGGCAAUUGUUGCACUGGAUACAUUGGCAGAUGAUAUCAAAAAGCAUGGUGGUGAUGACAACUUGAACAACAUUGUCACAUUGACACGUGAACGAUUGAAGCGGUUGGAAAAGGAAUGGGAGGAUCAUCAUCAAAACGGUGGUUGCCAUGAAAAGACGUUGCCUGUUCAACAAGAAAUGAAUCGUAUACGGCACAUGGUAGAGCAGAAUCCAUAUGCUGGGAUGCAUCCAUUGGAUGGCAAGGAUGACGAUAUCAAAGCAUACGAGCAAUUCAUUACGGAGCUUACAUCUUCCAUAUCAACAUUCAACACGACUUUUUGGGAUACAUUGGAUCAGGACUUGAUCACCACGCAGCUGAAGCAGCAACAUGAAUCACUUUUAUCCACCCUCGACACACAAACAAAACGCGUACAAUGGUUCAAACGUGGCGUAUCUUUUGGCAACAUUACUCGAGCUGUGAGCGAGCAAUUGGACAUUGUACAAAGCAUCAUGAAUGAUAGCAGCAAUAGCCACAGCGUGACGGACGAUGCUAUUCAAGAUCUUGAGAAAAGGGUGGAUGUUGCACGUACAGCUAUUCAUGCGAUCCAUGACGAAUACGCGGACGAUUUAGACAACGAUCCUCGGUCCAUGGAGCAUAUGAACGCACUCGAGACGACUUAUCGUACGAUUCGUGAUUGGGUGGAUGAGGUGCGAUCCUGGUUUAUUGAAGCUGAACGUAUCCGGGCAUGGAUCGAUCAAAGGAUUGAGACCCUUGAGCAGCGGAAUGAGAAGCAUAAAGAUGUGGAUCCAUUGGGUGAAUGUCUUAUGCUUUCGGAUGAUAUCAUUGAGGGAUUGGACAAAGAGCACGAGCAGUUGCGUACUGAAGUGGAACGAUUUGAUGCGGAUGAUAUGGCACGGUUACGAGCUCAUGUCAAGAACCUCACCUUGAAUCGCAGUGAUUCGGAUUUGACACCUGCUGACACAUCCACGAUCGAAAUCACCUUGACAACUCUGAACAUGUUGAAUCGAUUGAUGCAGAUGUUACAUACACGCUCUGUCUUUGUGGAUAUGCUCGUUCUACGAUUAAAAUGGGAGCAUUUAUUUGCCGAUGCUGUCAAAUGGAUUGCACAAACAGACGAUGAGAUGACUCAGUUUCUACGACGACGAAGCCGAUGGAUGGAUGAUCAACAAGACGACCAAGAAGGGGAAGAAGAAGAAAAUGAUGAUAGUAUCGAGCAUGUUGUCAAGACAUUGGUGACCCUGGAACGCAAGAUUGCUGAUUUCGAUCAACAUGAUUAUUCACACGUAUUGGAUGCAUAUCAAGAAAUGGAAGAUUUACAUCAACCAUCAUCGCCUAUACCACCAUACCUCGAGACGCGUCAAGAGAAUUUUGAGAAAGCAUUUGAAGAUUUGAUGAAACGAGCUGCCUAUUGUCGCAAAGUGGUUGAGCAACGUUUGGCUGUGAUGGAAGUGGUGUCUCAAUAUCGAUUGAUUCGGGAUCAAGGUGAACAGCUGCGUAAAACACUUUCAUCCAUGGGCGACAAGUAUGUUCAAGAGGAUCAAGAACGGCUGGCUGAGGACAUUGACGACUUUAAGGAGAAGUCCGCUCAGUUGAUCUCGCAUUUUGCUGCACGUGUACCUUAUCCACAAGUGGACGAGAUGGCUACAGCUGCCAUUGGGGCAGGGGAUGCUCAAGAUAAUCAAGCCGUGAAUGAAGCGAUUCGUAGUGCCAUUAGCACCUAUGGCAUGGCACUUGCUUUGACAGCUGAAGGAUUGGAUCAAUUGCUUGCCGCUCGACAAGAUACAUUAUCGUUGCAUCAACGUUCACGAGAGGCAUAUGACAAAAUGACGCGACUCACCGCUUGGAUGCAUGAACGCAUGCGAAUCUUGGGCCGUGUUGAUCUCAAUAAUCCUGCCACGCAACAAAAGCUUUUGGAUGAUGAGAGUGAGGUGGCAAGAUUGGAAAAGGAACGUGAGACCACCGCUUUACGAUUGGAUCAAAUGGAACAUGAAGAUCUGGCAUCUGUGCUGAGACAAGUACAACAAUUGGAAGACGAUAUUGAUCGGGCCAAUGCUGUAUCCAUUGAUCGUGGAUCACUCGUAUCGUGUAUUGAAGAUUUGGAACGUGCCCAUCGGGAAUUGCAGCACAUGUUGACAUCACGUGGACAAACCUUGGAUAUGAUUAAGCAGCGUGCAGCUUGGCAAGCACAAUGGAUCAAGACCAACCAUCAUAUCCUUACGGUGGCUCGCAAAACAUGGGAUCUUUGUAUCAAAAAGGCACGCUAUGACCCUCGUCGUGAGGACCCUGACAAGCCAUCGUAUGCAGGUGAUAGUGAACAUGCGCAGGCAUUACAAACACUGCAGGAUCGUGUCACCGAGAUUGAAGAUCGACAUAUGGGUUUAUUGCGUACCGUGGAUGAAGGCAAUGCUCAAUUGGUAGAGAUAGAAACCAAGUUGAGUGAUUUGAGACACUUGCUUCACUACACGUCCGAAUUGAUGACACAGCGCGCUAUCGUCACCGAGUUUCUACUUCGUGCUCAAGAUGCUCAUCGUGAAGGAGAUAAAUUGAAGGAUGCCAUUGUCAAAGCAACACGCCGUAUCCAACAUGAUGAUGGUUUCCAAGGACGUGUCGAUGGCUUUAAAAGUGAGGUGAAACGGAUCUGGGAUGAGUGCGUGGUGCCUUGGCCAACCUAUCAAGGUGGUCCAUUAUUGCGUGCUUUACAACCUGCCGAAUCAAGUAGCAAUUAUGCCGCUCAAGUCAAGGCCCAAGUCAAGGCAUUGUUGGAUGCACGAAUGGAAGAAUUGUACGCUUUGCAAACGAGUAUUGAAAAUGCCAUGAAGGAGUACAAUGAAAUGCAUCGAACCAAUGCAUUGGUCAAGGAAUACGAUGCUGAGGCUGAAUCGUUACAACAAUGGCUUGAUCAACAAGCAGCGGCAUUGCGGGCACAACAUGUGGAUGUGGCAGCUGAGGAAGGCAAUUUCAUUGUGUCGGAUAUCACUCAAUUGGAACAAAAGCAUGCCGAGUUGACACACGCCGUGGAUACCUUUGAGCAAAACCAAGUGCGUGAAUUACAUGACAAGGUGAUUGGUCUUGAAAACAUCAUCAUGACUGAACCAGCACGUCAACGAUUGGGUCAAGUUAUGCACACGCUUGAACAGCUCAAACUUGCAUUAGCCGAUCAUGUGAUUACGAUGGAAGCAGCAGCUGCACGACUUGCAUGGCAAGAAAAGUUACACGCUGGCAAGCAGGAUAUGGAUGCUUUGACUGAAUCAUUACGUCGAUUCACCGCCAACAAGAAUAUGUGGGUGACUCAACCUGAUUUCGGUCAUGACCAUUUGCAGCAACUAGAAACGCAAUGGAAUGCCCUCAUGGAACAAAAGCACAUGCUGAUGGAGACCACGUUACCAGCCAUUGAAACCAGCUAUGAGACCUUUGUCAGCUACUUUUCAAAAUUGGCCCGACCCAUGGCAACGCCGGAUCAUCUGGAAGCGAUGAUGGAAUCACUGCAUCGAGCAAUGACAAGAUUGGAAGAGACACUAGGAGCACGUGCCAAAGAAUUGGAAUUGAUGCGUGACCGAGUUGAUUUGGCAGAUCAAUUACAAGCAUCCCUUGCAUGGUUAAGCACACAUCGACAAGAGCUUGAGACAUUAAUUGAGGAGCACAUCAAGUGGAAACCUGAAGGAUGGGAUGAAGAUGUGGACAAGCUGCAGGAACAAAAGGAUACGAUGCACGCUGAAUUUGUCAAGCAUUGUGAGGAGACUGCUUUGGGAUUACGCAAGACCUUGGAUGAUCUAUGUGAAUCAGCGGCAUCUCAUGGUACGGUGAUUGUGUCCGAUUCUUUCAAGAAACAAAUGCAACAAUUGGACACUGCACAAGAUGGCAUUCGCGAUCAUUUCGAUUUCAGUACCGCUUUACUGAUUCAAACACGUGCUGUGUGUGCAUUCAUGGUACAAGCAACCGAACUUGAGACCCAAGCAGACACUAUUCGAGACGACCUUGCAUCGACCCAUUCACCUUCUUCCUCAGGAUAUCAAUCACAGCAACAGCAUGAGGAUUGGGCAAUGGCUUUUAUGGAUCGAUUGUACGAACUCAAGAAUGGUAUUGAUCAUAUGCCAAGUAUCUCUUAUCCAAAUUCGAAUGAUGAGACCAACAAUGACAUGAUUCGUGAUUGGGUGGAUAUGCGAACACGGCGUCUGUAUGGUUUGCAUGCUAGCUUGGAACAAUUGCUCGAAUCCAAGGAAGGCAUUUCGCGUAAAAAGAUUACAUUGCAGGCGUACCUUAAGGAAGCGGAGACGUGCCGUAACUGGAUUGCUGAACGUAUGGAUGCAUUGGUAUUCAAUGCCGAUGACAAUGGCGACGUGGCCAAGUUACGCAAAGCUAUUCAACAUGUGGAAGGUGUACAAGCUGCCAUGGCUGCUCACGGCAAUGUAUGGGAGACUACGCAGACCGCCUAUGCCAAAUGCAGGGAUCCUGAGCCUAGCAUUCAAGAACAGCACACAUCUCUUGAAAAGGCAUGGAUGGCAUUAGAUACCAAGACACGUGAAUACAAGCAAUCUUUAUUGGCAGCACUUGAACCAGCUGAGAUCCGACAAGGCAUUGCACGAUUGAAAGCUGCUUAUGAUACGCUAGAAGACGCCAUCACACAUGCCGAUACUGCUACUGUGAGUGACGAACAAAUGGCAGAAUGGCAAAAGGACAUGGAUACGUAUGAAUCGGUCGACUAUGCCAAUUUGCUCAAGGCGGUGAAGCACGACGAUGACGAUAUUCGCGCACAAUUGGAUACGGUAGCAGAGCAAGCGGUUGCAGUGCGUGCUAUGAUGACUACCUUGUACGACGCAGUGAAUGCAUCUCGGCUGCAACGUACUCAUGCCGAGAAUGCAAUGGUGGUACAAACUCGCCUACAAAAGGUCCGUGCGUUUAUGCAGCAAGCUGAUCACGUGCAGCAUCUUGCUCUUGAAUACGAUGAUUGUCGCGACGCUUAUGGUGAUUUGCAAGCCUAUCACGCUUUUAUUGGUGGUCAAGUGAUAUCAGAGGAGAUCAAGCAUGCCAUUGAUCAAGUGCAAGCAAAAGUGGAUGAGGAAUGGGCCUUAUUGGAAUCGGCAAAGAAUGACUUGGCAGCCCGUGAAGCACGUACUGAAAAGUGGGCCAAACAACAUGAAGCCCUUGAAGCCUUGGCAACUCAACUCGAAGCGAUUGAAUUGGAUGCCAAAGCGAGGAAACCGGUUGAAAACAUCAUGUCGGCUUUGCGUGAAUUGGACAUCUCAUUGAAUGAGGAUAAGGAAGCCCACGUGUUCAUGCAGCGACACAAGGAGGUCACAAAGCAAGCUGAAGAUUUGAUGAGCAAAAUCAAGGCACUUGAGAUGGAAUCACGUAGGGGACCUGUAUUGGCGUCUAUCAAAGAUCAAGUUUCUGGUAUCCAGGCAACCAUCGAUCAACACGUCACUACGCUCGAAAAGGAACAGAAUGCCCUUGAAUGGAACAAUGAUGAUAUUAUCAAACGUGCACGUACACACAAACGAACAGUGGAUGCUCAACGCACGAUGCAUGCUGAAUGCAAUGAGGAGAUUACAACAGGUGGUCUUUAUCAGCAGUGUCAGCAAUUGGUGAAUGAAUAUGGCAUGGACAAAAAGGAGGUGGAUGAGCUAGUACAGCCAUUGGCGGCAGCAUUGGAUGCUUGGCAAGCAUUGAUCCAGCAAGAAGAUGCAUUCAGCAACGUUGCACAAAUGUAUACGAAACAUCAUCAACAAGUGAGUGCUUUCCAAGAUACACUUGCCACCAUUUCAACGGCUGUACCUAUUGGCAUGGAUGAUGAUGAUGAGGAGGAACAAGAAGACAAUGAUGAAUCUGGAUUGCAAGAGACGAUGGAUCACCUUGUUCAAUUUGCAAAGGAUAUCACCACCAAAGCAUGUCCUACUCCCAGCGACGACGACAAACGAUACACGUGUAUUCGAGAGGCAUUAGAGCAAUGUAUGGCUGAUUUACAGAAGCAGUAUGAUCAAGUGAAAGCAAGUUUGGAUGAGAGACGUGCUCGACGAGCUGAGAGGCGACAAAAACGUGAAGCGGAUGCGAAGGUGGCUGAAUUGAUACGACAUGCCGAGAGUCUAAAGACAAGAGUGGAAGCAUUGGAAUGGAAGGAUAACACGAUCACACCUAUUGAGCAGCAAGAGUUUCGUGAGCUUGAGGAUCAAGUGGCCCAACUUUUGGAACAAGCCAAGAAGCAUCCUAAGGCGAGUACAUGCAUGAAAGACUUGGAAGAGGUGAUGAAGCAGCGUCGUGAGCAAUUGGCAUCUCAAAGCAACUGGACGGAGUUGAUGAGCAUGUUGGAUCAACUUGAGGAACAAGCAUCAUUGCUUUCAACAGCUGUGGACGAUGCAGCACCUCAUCAUGCAAGCAUUGUCAAUAACAAGUUCAGCAAGAGCGAUCUUCAAUCACUGCUAAAGGUGUUGGUGGGAGCCUACAAGCAACACGAACCAACCAUGACCCAUCUCGUAAGACGUGCCAAAGCAGAAGCGGGUGAUCGUACACCUCCUGAAAGAAUGCAACAAGUGCUUAUGAAAUGCAACAAGGUGCGUGCAUCAGCAGCUGCACGUGAGCGUGAAUUACAAAUGUGUAUCAGUCAAUUGGAUCAUGAAUUCUUUACCAAGUUGGCCAUGGCAAAAUCCAAGCCCAAGAGACGAAAGACUCCUGCUCCUCCUCGUUCUACAACACCCAUAUCCAUGUCACGUCGAUCAUCGAGUCAAGGUAGCAGCAGCAAUACUGCUAAUCGCACGACGCCCAGCUUGAGGCCUUCGAAAACGCCUUCUCGUACACGCUAUGUAGCUGAUCCCAAGAAUGAGUUGGAUAUGGAAUUGGGUCGUAUCGUCAAUGAGAACCCUUACCGCGUCAAGGUCAAGAUGGUCCCUGGUGAAGUGGGCAAGUAUUGGUUUGGAGAAGUCAAUCCAAGGCUUGUUUAUUGUCGUAUCUUACCCAGCAAGCUUGUCAUGGUGCGUGUGGGUGGUGGUUGGGUUGAAUUGUCAAAGUUUUUGUUUGAUCACAACUUGACCGAAGGUACACCACGUAACGCAGCGACAGCAACCACGGAGGAAUCAUCAUCAUUAGCAGCAGCAGCAGCAGCCAGUAGUAGUACUACACUAUCCCAUACAAGUAGCAGUGAAUCUUCAGGCGGCUCGCUCUCAUCCACUUUUCACCAUCAUCCUUCUGUUUCGGCUGCACGUUGUGUAUCCCCAUCAGGACGUAUCAGUAUUCGUGGUGGUGGUACAACAUCUGCAAGUACAAGUGAACAUCUCUUGUCAGUCACUCGAUCUUCAACUUCAUCCUCAGCCAGCCGUCGUUCCAAAACACCACGUGGAGGUUAUGUGGAUGGUGACAAAUAUAUCCGAGUGGAUGAAGCUGGUAAUCAAGUCAUGGUGAAAAUGACCAAGGCAGAAGAUGGUGCCAAAAUGCCCAUUGGCAAGCGUAGAUAA